This is a messenger RNA of Zootoca vivipara (common lizard), 4993 nucleotides long. RefSeq names its product mitogen-activated protein kinase kinase 4 (gene MAP2K4). Gene Ontology annotation, biological process: protein phosphorylation; MAPK cascade. Gene Ontology annotation, molecular function: ATP binding; JUN kinase kinase activity. NCBI's taxonomy places the organism in Eukaryota, Metazoa, Chordata, Lepidosauria, Squamata, Lacertidae. The record is from RefSeq and is a predicted model, not a curated record.
GGGUCGGUCGGGGCCAGGGAGGCUGGCGCCUGUUGUCGCGAGUCCCGGCUCCGGGUGUCCUGCCAGCGAGCGGGGCAGGAAGGAGCAGCAGCAGCAGCGCGCGGGCGAGGAGCCGAGGGCGGGCGCGCGGGACGGGCAAGGAGGGGGUCGGGUCCGCUGCUCCUCCGCUCCUGCUGCAUUGCAGCCUCUCUCCUUCUGCCGUCCGUCCCCUUCUCCCUCCUUCCCUCCCUCCCUCCGCGUCUGGCGCGCUGCACAAUGGCGGCUCCCGGCCCCGGCUCUGGCUCCGGCGGCGGCGGGUCCCAGGCGGCGCACACGACAGUCAGCAGCAUGCAGGGCUUUCAGAUAAACUUCUGUGAAAAAGCACAAAACUGUUGCUGUGAGGAGAUAGGAGGUAAGCGCAGAGCACUGAAGUUGAAUUUUGCAAACCCACCUUUCAAAUCCACAGCGCGAUUUACUUUGAACCCUGGAGUUCCUUUUCAGAAUCCACACAUUGAUACACAAGCAACAAUGGGUAGUAAUCACAUUGCCCCGUUCACUUUCAAAAGGAGAGAAGCGGAGAUGAUCGUGAAACUUUCCAGCAGGCUACAAGAGAGACUGAGAACACACAGCAUUGAAUCAUCAGGAAAAUUGAAGAUUUCCCCUGAACAACAUUGGGAUUUUACUGCAGAGGACUUGAAAGAUCUUGGAGAAAUUGGACGAGGCGCUUAUGGUUCGGUCAACAAAAUGGUCCACAAACCAAGUGGGCAAAUUAUGGCCGUUAAAAGAAUUCGUUCAACAGUGGAUGAAAAGGAACAGAAACAGCUUUUAAUGGAUUUGGAUGUAGUUAUGCGAAGUAGUGAUUGCCCAUAUAUUGUUCAGUUUUAUGGAGCACUCUUCAGAGAGGGUGACUGUUGGAUCUGUAUGGAGCUCAUGUCUACCUCGUUUGAUAAAUUUUACAAAUAUGUAUAUAGUGUAUUAGAUGACGUUAUUCCAGAAGAAAUUCUAGGCAAAAUCACUUUAGCUACUGUGAAAGCACUAAACCACUUAAAAGAAAACUUGAAAAUCAUUCACAGAGAUAUUAAACCUUCCAAUAUUCUUCUGGACAGAAACGGAAAUAUUAAACUCUGUGAUUUCGGCAUUAGUGGACAACUUGUAGACUCCAUUGCCAAAACCAGAGAUGCUGGCUGCCGGCCCUACAUGGCACCAGAGAGGAUAGACCCCAGUGCAUCCAGGCAAGGAUAUGAUGUCCGCUCUGAUGUCUGGAGCUUAGGGAUUACAUUGUAUGAACUGGCCACAGGACGGUUCCCCUAUCCCAAAUGGAAUAGUGUUUUUGAUCAACUGACACAAGUAGUCAAGGGAGACCCACCACAGCUGAGUAACUCAGAGGAACGGGAGUUCUCCCCAAGUUUUAUCAACUUUGUCAACUUGUGCCUUACAAAGGACGAAUCCAAAAGGCCAAAGUAUAAGGAGCUUCUGAAACAUCCCUUCAUCCUAAUGUAUGAGGAGCGAACAGUGGACGUUGCGUGCUAUGUUUGUAAAAUCCUGGAUCAAAUGCCAACAACUCCGAGCUCUCCAAUGUAUGUCGAUUGAUACUGCUGCUACAUCAAAACUCUAGUGCAAAUGCUGAGAAAAAGCAAGAUGUACAGAAUCUUCACCCCGUAUUGCAGUGUUUUAACGCUCGCCCAGACACCAUGUGCAAUAAUGUUGGUGUUUUUCUUCCAUUCUGUCUGUAUAUUAUUGUCACUUAUAAAGUGCAUCCAUGUAAUAAUACCUGAUCACAGUGUUAGUGUCAGUCAAAGAGAGACCUCAUUUUGCUCUUUUUGUGGACAUAUUCAUAAAACGUGGAAAUAAGUAACAUUUUAUUUGUUGACCAUGAUUGGAUAGCACCUAAAGUUAAUUUCUAGACUCAGAGACUUCUCAGCAGCUACUGGAAUUCUUUUAUUCUUAAACUCUUCCAAUUGUUACAGAUAAUAUAAAAGAAAGGAAGUUAGGCAUUGGCCUAUCUGAUUCUGAACAUAAACUGCUUGGGGAGAAAAAAACUUUUAUGCAGCCAAAUGAGCUACUUUUACCUUCUGAAGCCAACAAAGGCAAAGAGGGGAUAAUAUAUAAAUAUAUAAAUAUAUAUAUUUCUUCACAAAGUGCAAUAGAUUAAUUGAUUUGAAAUUCUGUUGCUUUUCAGUCACAGUAUAUGUUUUAAAGACAAUUGUGGCUCAGCAGAACUUCAUAUUUCAGAGGGAGAAAGAAGUGAUCAUGUAAAAUGGACUAUGUCUUUACCAAAAAAUAAAAAAUAAAAAUGCAUUGCAUUGCAUUGAAAGGAGCUAACAAUUAAACUCAUGAGAGUAUGAGUUUGAACUCAUGGAGAAUAAUGUAUUAUUUCAUUUUCCAAGCAAGCCACUCUUCAGUAGAACUAGGUGUCCUGUAAAUUGUUACCUGGUGCGAUAAGACUUUUACCUGAGGAAUUAUUAAACUACUCAGUUGAAUUUAACUGGCUUGUGACCCCUGAUUUCCAACUCAUGACUAAACUUUCACCAUUGAAAGGGUACGGGACAGUUCACAGUUGUGAAGAGUUAUUUUACAUUGUUAAUAAUUAUUUGUAAUUUAUCUCCAUCAAGCUUCUCAUGUUUUCCAGUUGCAUAGAAACUUCCCACAGAGCUCCAGGUAUGACUUGGAUUUCUGAUAAUAACCCCACAUCCCUAUCAGUUGGAUAGUUGGGCUUCCAAAAUCCAACAAAGAGGAUGCUAAAUAUGUUUGCUUUCAUUUUGUAGAUGAAUUCGUUUACUGUAUUAAAAGAAUUUCCUAACACAACGGUAACUAAGAACUGGAAUGUUACAUUCUUAAAAGCAUGUGACAGAAAAAAGGAAACCCAGAGGUUAUAUUGCCAGACGGGGGGUGGGUUGGGGAGCCCUUUAAACAAUUAUAUUGUCAUUUCAACUGCAUCCAGUGUGACAUUGUCUUCUAAGUCACAAGGGGGAGGAAGUGGUGUUUUUUUAAAAAAAAUCCAAAGUUAUUUGUAAUCUCAGUAACUGUCACUAUUUAACAUGUAAUACUAGAAUUGUAAGGGAUUAAGCUUUACCAUCGAUGGGUCAGCGAUAAUAAGACCCUGUUACUAUAACCAGUUAACUUAAUUUUCUCUAGCAUACCAUCUGAUUAAUAGGAUUUGGGGGCAAAAACUUGGUCAACACCAUAAGAGAUAAUGUAUUGAAAUGGGAACCAGUUGGGACCAGGGCCAUUCCAAGACAUUUUGCUGCCUGAGGCAAAUGACAAGUGCAGAAGCUGACCAAACUGCCAGGUAAGCACCCACCACCUGAGCGGCUGCUUCACUUGCCCAAUGGUAGGCAAAGUUCCUGGUUGGGACUGUUUUAAUGUAGUAAUUAUUCAUUGUAAUCCACUCAGGUGGAAGAUUUUCAACCUCAUCCAGAUGUUCCCAACCUGUAUACGCAUAUCUCCUGGCUUUUUCCUCUUUGUGCCUGCCAAAAAUUGAAUAGUAAUUAGAGCCCCUUUCAUCCUGCAUUCUAUUCUCACGUAUGUUAGCAGAGCAUUUCCAUUCAGUCAACCACAAAUGGAGGUAGCUCCUGUUCAGGCUGAGUGGAUGUCUGAGAGAAACUGACUGUUCUAGCAUAUUAAUCAUAGAUUGAUAUAUUAAGGGUGCAGCAUUUAUAUUACAGUAUAUGUUUAUAAAGAUGUAUAGUGUUCAGAAGCUGUGAAAAUAGUGUAAGAACUGUACAUUGUGAGCUCUGGUUAAUUUUUUUCUUGUACCAUAGGAAAAAAUUGUAAAGUUUAUUGAGAAGCUGAUGUGCAGGGGAUACUGCCUUAUUGUCUGUAAGUAAAAUUGAGUUUGACAACACAAUAGCUUCUAAGAGCUUCCAACUAUUUUAUCCUCUCCUGGUUUGACUUCCUCUUCUAUUUAAAAUACUCUACAUGGAAUCAAAGUGUUAAUGUAAUAGCCACCACCCACCCCCCGCCUGCAGGUCAGUUGUAAUAAAUCAAGGAUCCGAAUAUGAUCUUGUUAUAAGGUCAGACAUGAUGGGGAAAUCAAUAAAUGCAAAAUGAAAUUUAAAAAUGCCAUCUUUCUCUGGCCAAGUUUUCCUAUUUAUUGCAGUUUUCAAGAAGGACCAAAAGGGAUGGUGGGACUUUGAGGGGGGUGCCCCUGAAAUACAAGAGGCUCAGCUGAUCCUGACCAUUGAAUCAUAGAAUCAUAGAGUUGGAAGAGACCACAAGGGCCAUCCAGUCCAACCCCCUGGCAAGCAGGAAACACCAUCAAAGCAUUCUUGGCAUAUGCCUGUCAAGCCUCUGCUUAAAGACUUCCAAAGAAGAAGACUCCACCACACUCCUUGGUAGCAAAUUCCAACUGCCGAACAGCUCUUACUGUCAGGAAGUUCUUCCAUUGUUUGACCUUUAAACAAUUUUUUACUCCCCUGAACCAAUUACUCUGUUUGCUGUCUAUGCAUUUUACACAGUGGUACCCCCAUUCUGACUGCAAGCUUUUUAAUCUAGCAGAGCUUCCAUCAGUAGAAUGGGGAGGGGUGUGCUUUUUGUUGAUUCCCCCAGUCUCCUGUGCCAUCUCACACACUGUUCUGAAGGGUUCCCCCAACCCUAUGGAGUAUGUUUUGGGGGACUUCAGGUUGGAAGGAGGAAUUGCCAAAAUUUGCCUCUCACCCUUUUCUGCCGCUGGAAGCCUUUGCUGGAUCAAAGAGCUUUCUAUCAGCAUAAGGGAGAAAUAAUUGGAUAGUAUUUUUCAUCUUUAGCUCCUACUGUAUUUGAGGUCUGACAUUACCACAUGAAUGACCCAAUUACUUCUCAUGCAUGGCAUAUAACACUUGUGCAUCCUAGAUUUGAAUUUGCCUUUUGGGCAACAGCAUCAUGUUGCUGAUUUAUGUUAUGUUUGUAAUUUAACACAAAAGAUCUUUCUCAUCAGUUGCCCUGCCCAACAAGGUAGCUGCCAUUUGGGACUUUUGUUUCUUGUUCCAUCUGUUUUGUAUUUUUGUUACUGGUUUCAAUAAAUUCAUUGAAAUCA